Molecule: messenger RNA, 1463 nt
Organism: Aricia agestis (brown argus)
Lineage: Eukaryota; Metazoa; Arthropoda; Insecta; Lepidoptera; Lycaenidae
Product: sodium/potassium-transporting ATPase subunit beta-2-like
Exons: 7
Coding region: 57-1007 (316 amino acids)
Biological process (GO): potassium ion import across plasma membrane; intracellular potassium ion homeostasis; intracellular sodium ion homeostasis
Cellular component (GO): sodium:potassium-exchanging ATPase complex
Molecular function (GO): ATPase activator activity
Source: RefSeq, a predicted model, not a curated record
UGGUCAGACCGCGGGCGCCCCAUCAGCGGUCAGUCGAGUGUGGAGCUGGUGUGAGGAUGGGCGCGGACAAGUCGAACGGCGUCGUCAACUACUGCCGCCGCCCGCCCCAGCGGCCAUUCCUCAAGAAGAUCCAGUACGCGAUAUGGAACCCGGAGGAGAGAACCUUCCUAGGGCGGACCGGGAAACGAUGGGGCGUGAUCGGUCUGAUCUACCUGGUGAUGUACAUCUGCAUCAUCAUCUUCUUCUCGCUGUGCAUGUGCGGUCUGCUCUCCGCCAUGGACGAGAAGAUCCCCUACUUCACCCUCGCCGCCUCCAUCAUAGGUGACAACCCCGGCAUGGGCCACCGGCCGCUGGUGUACGAGGAGGGCGCGCUCAUCUGGUACAACGCCUCCAACGCCACGCAGUACAAGAAAUACGUCGAUAACAUCAACGACUUCUUAGCACCGUACGAGAACAAAAGCCUCCUGAUCAACAAGGGGGAGAACCAGCGCGACUGCAGGGGCGUCAAACCGCCGCGGAACGAGGUCUGCUCUUUCGACGUCAGCCAGUUCGGCCCCUGCUCCAAGGAGAAUAACUUCGGAUACGCGAACAAAACUCCAUGUAUUAUCAUUAAAAUUAAUAAGAUAUUUGAUUGGAAUCCGGACUUCUACGACGAUCCUGAGGACCUUCCUCCGAACAUACCUCAAGAUUUAAAGAACUACAUCAACACAACGACCACCCCGCAGCAGCGCCGUCAAGUGUGGGUGUCUUGUCACGGGGAGAGGCCAGUCGACGCAGAGGCCCUGGGCCCUCUGAGGUACUACCCCCAGCCCGGGAUGCCGGAGACCUACUACCCCUACGACAACACCCCCGGCUACCUCAGCCCCCUGGUGGCUGUUCAGCUGUUGGAGCCUAAAUUGCACCAGAUCAUUAACAUCCGUUGCCGGGCCUGGGCGAGGAACAUCCAGUACACAGAGAGCCUCAAGGAGCGACUGGGGUCCACCCACCUCGAGAUCAUGAUUGAUUAACUCUUAACCUAGUAGUGGUGGCCUCACUCAUUGCGAGGCCUCGGGUGUAGGGACUUUGUGAGGCCCUUUGUCUUACGAAAAAAUACCUUGCGGGGCCCUUGCAAGAGCGAGACCGGAGACCCCGGAUGAUUGUCCUGUUCGCCACCCCUAGGGCCGCCACUGUAACCUCGUAGUCAACAAUUAAGUAAGGUUAUCUGUAGGUUUACUGUAUAUUUAUGUCUACUAUGUAUUUAUUUAUAAUAUGUUUGUUUUAUUCCUUUGUUCAUUUCAAAUCAAGCAUUUAUUUUAGUACAAAUGAAAGUAAUUGAAGAUAAGUUUGUUUAAAGAAAAUGAAAGGGAUCCUAAUUUUUAAUAAAAAUAAAUUAUUUUAGUACUUAUGAAACCUUGAAAUAAGCGUAGAGUAUGCACAACGUGAGGAUUAUUAUGCAAAUAAUAGAAAUAAAAGCUUGUAUUAGA